Messenger RNA from Polychytrium aggregatum, 1503 nucleotides. RefSeq lists its product as uncharacterized. NCBI's taxonomy places the organism in Eukaryota, Fungi, Chytridiomycota, Chytridiomycetes, Polychytriales. The transcript is spliced from 6 exons. The record is from RefSeq and is a predicted model, not a curated record. Gene Ontology annotation, biological process: intracellular signal transduction. Gene Ontology annotation, cellular component: microtubule organizing center; microtubule. Bases 1 to 1296 code for a protein of 431 amino acids.
AUGUCCUUUGAAGAGUUUCGGAGCCGGAAGAUCCGCGUCUUCCGCAACGGAGACAUUUUCGCACCCGGCAAGAAAGUGGUUAUUUCGACCAGGUUCUACCGCAACUUUGAGCAGUUUCUUCACGCCUUGUCCAACGAGCUGCUCCUCGUCAAUGGCGCUGUUCGGAAGAUCUUCACGAUGGAGGGACAACCCGUCAGCUCUCUGGACGAUGUGCAUGAAAACGGCUCAUACGUCGCCAGUGGCGGCGAGUCGUUCAAGAACCUUAUGCUCACACUCAACGACAUCGUGCGUCUGAAAAGCAAUGUGUUUGUUCAAAAGAUCUUCGAUGCCGAAACAGGAGUGCGCAUUCGGUCGCUGGAUAAGCUCCACGACGGACAAAACAUUGUUGUGGCUUCCCACGAGAAGCUAAAGAAAGGAUCGUAUCGCCUGAGAAAAGCCGAUAGCACCGAGCCCAAAGCCGCCGAAAAGAAGGCCGACGAGGAGCCGUAUCGUAACAUCUCCUGCUAUCCAAACGGAGAUAUAUACCACAACGGCUGGACUGUCAUCAUCCGAAAAAGCCGCUUCCAAACUCUGAAGAAGCUCAUCGAUCACCUGAACUCUCAAAUCGAGCUUAUUAAUGGAAGCGUCAAGAGUAUAUACAGCCUUGAAGGCGCCAAAAUCCAGUCGAUCGAUGAGAUUGCACACGGGCACGAGUAUGUGCUCGCGGGUGACGACCCCUUUAUCAAGGCGGCAUACAACUGCAACAGCUACAAACCACACCAGUCUGGCGAGCCGCGGGGAUUGGCUGGGGCAACGACCCACAACGACUUUAUGGACAAGAUUCGAAAGAUCCAAAAGUCAAAGGCGAAACCGCCGCACCAGCGCCGGGUCACUGAGGGCGCGGCUGCCGAGCCCCAUCCAAGCGAGAAUCCAGUUGAGCCGAAGGUCCAUUCGGCAAAGCCGGCAAAGAAAGUGGUCCGGGUGUCGUCGAAGAUGGAGGUGGUGUCGCCCAAACAGAUGCGCAAAUCCCAAGGCACAGUCUCAAAUGGAUCCAAGUCCCAGGUGGCUGCCGUUGUCGACGAAGACGUCACGCUGAAAUCGAGCCAGGUGGCAGGCAGCGACUCCAAUGCCGUCUACGAAUCCGAGCAUGUUUCCAAGUUUGUGGCCAAGAACAAGUCAGACGAUGGCGGUCCUGGGCCAGUCAAGAAAACAAAGUCGGCCGUCAGCGUAAAAACAGAGUCGCUAUCCUACGAGAGCCUGCCCCCACUGCCGGCUACGGCAGGAUCGUUAAAUGGACCUGCGACAGCGAGCCUGUAGUCGGCCUGUCGCCUGUCCGCUAUCGCACUUUGCAUCUUCACGGCGCAGGUGCAGCACGCCCGCAGCAGCUGGCCUCCGCAUGGGGGACUCGGCGAUGCAGUGGGCGAUGGCUGUCUGGCAGCAUCAUGCAGCCGCUAAAGCAAUAUAAAUUAUACUGGCACUUCGCAUCCGAGCCUGUCGAGCGGCUGUCGAAGUCGGUUGUGUCGG